GUCGUUCUUGCCUUCCCAGUAUGAUGCGGGGAGGCAGGCGUGGAGAUAACAGAAGCCGAUUACAGACUCCGUGUCUCAACAACAUACCACCCACAACUUCAUCCAGUUCUCAAUAAUCAUUGUGAUAUUUCGACAUUGAGCUAGGUGGAGACAACGUCCUAAUUCGUCUUGGUAUGUUCUUUGGCCAUCGAAAAUACUCUUCGAUCUCCACCACUAUAUAAAAUCCGCUCGUCUCAAUUAAUGCCACUUACGAUAUCAUCUUCCUUCAACUCUCCUCUACCCACGAUACCCUUCAGAAUCCUGGUUCACCAAAAAUGGAGUACGUCAACCUCGGAAAGUCUGGCCUGAAGGUCUCCAAGGUUAUCCUGGGAACCAUGAGCUAUGGCACACCAGAAUGGCAAAAAUGGGUCCUUAAUGAAGAGGAUUCGUUGCCACUGCUUGAACAUGCCUACAAGGUUGGCAUCCGCACGUGGGAUACCGCCGACGUCUACUCGCAUGGUCAAUCCGAAAAGAUCAUUGCCAAGGCAAUCAAGAAGUUCAAUAUCCCUAGAGAGAAUCUGGUCAUCCUCAGCAAAUGCUACUUUGGAGUCACUCCUGAUACUCCAGGUGCACCAAUCUCCGCCGUCUCCAUCAACGAUGGCGAGAUGGUGAACCAGAUCGGUCUGAGUCGGAAGCAUAUCCUCGACGCCGUAGAUAAGAGUAUUGCCAGACUGGGUACCUAUAUUGAUGUCCUACAAAUCCACCGUUUGGAUCGCGACACCCCAAGAGAGGAAAUCAUGCGUGCCCUCAACGACGUCGUCGAGUCUGGUAAAGUACGCUACAUUGGUGCUUCGAGCAUGGCCGCAUGGGAGUUUCAAGAACUGCAGAAUAUCGCUGAUCGUCACGGCUGGCAUAAAUUUAUCUCCAUGCAGAACUACUAUAACCUGAUCUACCGCGAGGAGGAGAAUGAGAUGAUACCCUACUGCAACCACACUGGAGUCGGCCUAGUUCCAUGGUCCCCCGUCGCACGAGGUGCCUUGACCCGUCCAUACAACAGUCGAGACACCACUCGUGAGAAGACCGAUGCUUUUCUGAAUUUUCUGGUCAGAUCACGCAACGACAAGGUAGAUGAGGAGAUCAUCAACCGCGUCGAGGAAGUGUCUAAGAAAAUUGGUAAGAGUAUGGCUCAAGUGGCCAUUGCCUGGGCAUUGUCCAAGAAAGAUGUUACUCCAAUUGUUGGCUUGGGUUCAAAGGAGAGAAUUGAUGAGGCAGUCGAGGCCAUCAAGGUCAAGUUGAGUGAGGAAGAUAUCAAGUACUUGGAAGAGCCAUAUAUGCCCAAGAAGCGACAAGGAUAUUGAGCUUGAGCUGAAGCUUCUAGGUUGAAUAGCACAAAAGUAGGACAAGAAUACAUCUAAUCAAACACAAUAAUGGUUAGGUAGUCUAGUUAUGGCAUGGAUGUUCCAGAGCGAUUGCAAACUGUGUC
This is a messenger RNA of Exophiala mesophila, 1462 nucleotides long. Its product is annotated as versiconal hemiacetal acetate reductase. The transcript is spliced from 2 exons. The coding region runs from base 315 to 1337 and encodes 340 amino acids. Lineage: Eukaryota; Fungi; Ascomycota; Eurotiomycetes; Chaetothyriales; Herpotrichiellaceae. The record is from RefSeq and is a predicted model, not a curated record.